Messenger RNA from Schistosoma turkestanicum, 624 nucleotides. The record is from the annotation of a GenBank genome assembly. NCBI's taxonomy places the organism in Eukaryota, Metazoa, Platyhelminthes, Trematoda, Strigeidida, Schistosomatidae.
UCGCUACAAUCCUACUGACUCAUGGUGCAGUUGAUUUAAACAAUCAAUUAUUUGUGUAUACAAUGAAAAAAUCCUUCCAUAAAUUAGCUGGUCUUUUGUUUAUACAUGAACUAUUAUUAAAAUCAUUCGAAGUUCAUGGGACAUUGAUCACAAUGACAAAACAUUUAAAUUUAUCCAAUAUGUCAUUGUUUUCAAUCGUCAAUUAUGACUAAAACAUUUUGGUUUGUAAAUUCUAUGCUGAUUAUACCACAAUGGAUGAAAUUAUUAGAAGAGUUAUCCAAGUUCAAUGGGAUCAAUGCAUGCGAGUUGGCGUCAUCAUCAUCACAGUCACCAUCUGCAAUGUCAUCUGUACAACAGAAGGAAUCUAACAUGAACAAAAAUACCGAUACUACUACUACUAAUACUACUGAUAAUAAUAAUAGUAAUAAUGGUCGUAAUCAUCAAUUAUAUCAAUAUAUUAGUCAACUAUUAACACUAUCCAUACCAUCACCAUUAUUCAGUAGGAAUUUUUCUAUUCACCAAACAAAUCAAUCGAUUACACGUAUCACUUUAUCGAAUUGUGGUUUACAAACUCUUCCAUGGUGUUUAUUUAAUUGUGUGAAAAAUUUAAAGGUAAACUUUUAA